Molecule: messenger RNA, 3676 nt
Organism: Lineus longissimus
Lineage: Eukaryota; Metazoa; Nemertea; Pilidiophora; Heteronemertea; Lineidae
Product: solute carrier organic anion transporter family member 2A1-like
Exons: 10
Coding region: 310-2334 (674 amino acids)
Biological process (GO): transmembrane transport; sodium-independent organic anion transport
Cellular component (GO): plasma membrane
Molecular function (GO): protein binding
Source: RefSeq, a predicted model, not a curated record
AAUAGCUCAGUUUCCGGAUCACGGGGCACAAUUUAACGUUUCCCACUGAGGCUGAUGUUUAUACAGAAAAAACGUGAAGAGAUUGCAUUUCGAAUUUUUCUUCGUGAAGUGUUUGAAAAGAACGCAGGUUGUGUGUUUUAUUAACGUACAGCAAAGGAGAGGCGAAAGCUUCAUUCAGCGUCCAUGGGUCGGUCAGUGUCAUCAUCACGAGAAAACGAUCGAUAAGUUGACUCCAAAAUUAUAAUCCAUUCUACACGCUAACUGGACUAGAAGUGAUUUGCUGAUGAUGAGCCAUUUCUGACCGAAGCGAUGGAUAAAGCAGUUUUCCAGAAGCCGGCCCGCUGCGGGCUCGGCAAGUGUCACCCACCAUGUCUUCAGGUCUUCAAAAACAUCCAGAGUUUCACGUUCUUUCUGUGUAUCUUUGCCGUCAUGUCGGGAAUGUUUCCAAUGUAUCUCGUCUCCCAGAUCACCACAAUCGAGAAACACUUUGGCAUGCCAAGUCAGCGCUCGGGCAUGAUCGUCAGCGCAGGGGAAAUCGGUUUCCUUAUAACUGUUGUUUUCGUCGGCCAUUUCUUAAACACGUCUCAUCGGCCGCGGGUGUUGGCUGGAUGUGCCUUUACCAUCGGCCUCUCAUCCAUUCUGAUGACAUUACCGUUCUUCAUCUACGGGACCCCGCACAAACACGAUGGUAGCCAAACGGCUGAGGAAUUGAGCAUUAGCAACAGUGGUCAGCUUUGUCAGAGAAAUCAGUCCCAGCUCGACCUUUUAGCGAGAUGUGACAAUGAGACCGGGGCUGGAGUUGGAAACGGAAAUGCGUCAUUUGGCAUCUUUCUGUUUGCUGCCAUCCUGUCCGGCUGUGGCGCUACUGGCCUGUGGUCUAUUGGCAUUGCUUUCUUGGACGAUAACGCUGGCAAAAAGGAGGCAGCUUUAUACAUCGGUAUGAUGUUUUGCCUUCGUUCAAUUGCCCCAGUAUUCGGCUUGAUGUUUGGUGCUGGGGUGUCGCACAUUUCAGUGGAUCUUCAAGACCACCAUCUGAGUCCGGAGCAUUCGUCUUGGAUCGGGGCAUGGUGGAUUGGAUUCCUAACCAUCGGUGUAAUAACAGUCUUCGCGGGCCUCCCUCUCCUGUUUUACCCAAAACAAUUACCUAAGGCCAUUGGAAGAAAGGCAUCGACAGCAGAGCCUAACCUCAUGAGAGAGCGGAGUCGAAGCAUCGUAGAGAGAGCGGCGGAGGAGAGCAAGACAUUGGCUAUAAGUUUCCCCAAAAGCGUCUGGAAGUUGUUAAGGAACAGCGUUUUCCUUGUCAUGAUUACUGGAACUAUGUUUGACGCAGCGGGUGGCGUAGGAUACAUGGCUUUUGGACCCAAAUAUAUAGAGUCACAGUUCCGCGUUGACACGUUCACAGCAAACACCAUUACAGCUGGAAUUGUCUUGUCGAGCGCCCUCGGAAUGGGUUUCAGCGGGCUGCUGACCUCACGAAUCAAGAAGAAACUGAAUGAUCUAUUCCUUCGGGCGGUCAUAGCUUUGGCAGUCUGCUAUACGUUGUUCCUGGGGAUGAUGUCGUUUGGGUGCCAAGAAGUCCAAAUAUCCGGAUAUACUAACACACUUGCUGACAUGACUACUAAUUCGAGUGGUUCAUUCCCGAACAUCAACGAGACAUGUCAUCAGUGCUACUGUCCGGAGGGGCAGUAUGAGCCAGUUUGUGGGUCGAAUGGUGUCACGUACUAUUCACCGUGCCAGGCAGGCUGUGAUGCGGGAGGAAGUGACAUUGGUUAUUCUGGUUGUGACUGCGUCGGAGGUAAUUUAACGUCCACGUCGGGGGCCUGCCCGUCUGAGUGUGGUAUGAUCAUCCCUUACGCUGUGUGUUUGAUAGUCCUCAGCUUCUUCACCAGUUUGGCAAUCAUGCCAUUUGUCAUGGUAUCAAUAAGAUGCGUGAACGAAAAUGACAAAUCACUUGCACUGGCGUUAUUGAACAUAGCCGUCAGUCUCGGCAUCCUUCCCGUGCCUGUCCUCUACGGGUCGCUCUUGGACAGUCUCUGCCUGGUGACGGAAUCCACCUCAAGCUGCAACCAGGAUGAGUCUGGCGUAUGCCUCGUCUACGACAAUGACGCCACCAGAUACAGCCUCCAUGGUCUGACUUUCGGAAUACGUUUUGUGUCUCCGCUAUUGUACAUAUUGUGUUGGUAUCUCUCCAGGAAUAUGGUGUUUGCUGGAGAUGAGACGGAUGAACAAAAUCAGAAAAUGCAAGAACUAAAUAAUCUCGAAAAAGAAAAAGAAAAAGAGAAUGAUGGAGAAAUCAUUGAACCAGAAACUUUAAAAGCAAUCAUUGCCGUUUAAUCCUUUUUCUAAAGAUGGUUAACUUAUUCGAAGCAUGUUGUUUUCUCUUCGCUUGCACAGCUGCGCUACAGCUGUUAUGCUCGGAAAAUAUUUUUCACAGCAACAAGUUCAAACAUUUUGCUCGGACGUUUCCACUUCAGCCACAACUGGUUCUAAACAUUUUGUGCUCGGACGUUUCUUUCAUAGUCACAAGCUUUUGUACUCGUACGUUGUUUUUGCAACCACAACUAGUUCUAGAUCACACUGUAUGUGACGUUCUAAACAAGUUGUACACAUACUCCGUAGUCUUUGGGAAUACGUUGUACGAGAGCAUAUAAACCGCUGGUCAAAAUCGAAUUUUCACAAUGCUAAGUUGGCAAGGUCAACCUGCUCGCUCAUCAAGCAGACGAACUGAAGUGAUUUUAUUUGCAGCUUUUUUUCACACGUUUCCAAUGGGCUUAAUCAUAAGGUUUUUAAAGGACCCAGUUUUGAAUCCACCUUGCACUGAAGGCCAAUGUACAGACAUGUGCAUAGGCCUACAAAUUUGAUUAAUCUAUGGCCUUUCCAGGAAUUUUAUUAGAUAAUUCUAAAGUAUGGUGACUUAACAGCAUGCAGCAUGGCCAGAAACAGCGAUGUAAGAGCUUGGUGAAAUGACAUGGUAUUCAUAUUACAUGACUUUUCCCAUCCAUCGAUGAUUUGCAAAGCUUUAUGCCACUUGUAUAGCUAAUUAAGCCUAUCAGCAUUAUUGGUGGUGUAACUUUGGUGAGAGGUGUUUUGCUGUUGGUGCAGCCCGCUUGUGGAACCAGCUGCCACCGGACUUUCACUCACUUGACUCUAUUGUAUCCAUCAAAAAGGAGUUGAAAACGUGGCUAUUUAGAAAGGCUUUGGGGGGAGUAGCGCUUUAACAUCGUAUUAUCAUAAUGAGAAGCGCUAUAUGAAUAUAGACUAUUAUUAUCAUUAUCAUUAAGGUGGGGCAAAGACGGGCAGUUUUGCCAUGGAAAAAAUUGAGAAAAAAAACGCCAUUUACUCAUAAACUGUAGGUGAUUUUUUUCUUCAAAGUGCUAGCUUGCUCUAGCAAUGACCCUUAUUCACGCGUUGAUAUUGUUUUUGGCAGAAAAAAAUCAACAGGUUUGCUUAUUCCUUGCACUCAAAAAAAUCCUUCGUUUCUCAUAGUUAGGAAGAUUUGUGAACCUGAAAGACUAUCUCAUACCUUCAACAUUGUUUAUUGACCACAAAUUGACACUUGAUAUAAGUUAGCAAACAACAGUUUUCAUCUUAUUUCAUGAAUUGGGUUUCAUAUUUUUAAUCUCUUCCUCUUAAUUGAACAACUUAAUUGCCAAUGAAACGGAUGGCUAAAAAAUUA